Molecule: messenger RNA, 618 nt
Organism: Python bivittatus (Burmese python)
Lineage: Eukaryota; Metazoa; Chordata; Lepidosauria; Squamata; Pythonidae
Source: RefSeq, a predicted model, not a curated record
AUGCAAACAAUACAGGGCAUGCUGGACUCCCGGAAAAGCAUCGACAGCUUGCAGGGCAGCCCUGAGCAACAGCAGAACCACAGCCGAUAUACCUUUGGCCCUCUGCGUUGCAAAGACUCUUGUCCUGAUGGAUAUUUCUGUUGUCGUUUCAGUUGUUCAGUGCCCUGUUACAAGAAACACAAAGAAGAGUGCGCACCCAGAGAGGAUCCAGCCGCUGGGCCUGCAAAUACAGAAGCUUCCUGGGCCAUUCAAAGAGAGAAAUCACGGAGGGCUGAAGGCAGUCCUUGGUCUGUGGAUGACAUUUUGACCGAAGAUGACGAAGACGAUAGAGUGCCUCUCCAGAAACUCCAGCUGUUGGAGGAAUCAGAAGAGCUCCGAGGGAUUCUCUUGAAUCCUCACCUCCGCCCGCUGCUGCUUACCAUUGACCAAGCUGAAGACAAGAGCGCUCUCCUGAGAAAAUACAUGCAAGAGCCUGUUUUUGUGGAGUUUGCAGACUGUUGCUUAAGGAUUGUCGAGCCAGCAGUGAAGGAGAACGAAAUUCCAGAGUGAAGCCUAGGCGUGAGUAGAGCAGUGUUUCUCAACCUUGGCAACUUUAAGACGGGUGGACUUCAACUCCCA